This is a messenger RNA of Hemiscyllium ocellatum (epaulette shark), 3074 nucleotides long. RefSeq names its product solute carrier family 9 member 2 (gene slc9a2). Gene Ontology annotation, biological process: regulation of pH; sodium ion transport; proton transmembrane transport. Lineage: Eukaryota; Metazoa; Chordata; Chondrichthyes; Orectolobiformes; Hemiscylliidae. The coding region runs from base 246 to 2690 and encodes 814 amino acids. The record is from RefSeq and is a predicted model, not a curated record. Gene Ontology annotation, cellular component: membrane. Gene Ontology annotation, molecular function: sodium:proton antiporter activity. The transcript is spliced from 12 exons.
GGUACAUACAGUCUGGGACGAUCAGGUAUCAUUGGAGCUGGGAAGUCACCGGUGAACACGUUCAUUGGUCGGUGCAAGUUGUUCCACCUGUUGAACCAGUUCAGCGGAUCAAAACAGCUUGUGUGAGGCCUAGAAGGUUUGAUCAGACAGUGUACUGACUCUAAAGCUCAGAACCCUUGGUAAAAUAAUGUGCAGUAACUGGCCUGAUACGAUGUGAUAAAGCAGUGUUUUUUUAAACAGUUACUAUGGCUCUGGCCGGUGGUGGCUCCCGGGAUGUCCGGGGGCUUUGCCGUUUGUCUCUACCUGGAUAUUUUAUUUUGCUUGUUACCCUUUUAAACAAUGCUGAGGCCACUUUUACAAACGAAUCGACUCUCCAUGGUCAGGAGGUAAAAGGUGAUUAUCGGCAUCCAGAUUCUUCCAAAAGUCACCUUUCCAGAAGUUUUACAAAUCAGGAAGAACGACUCAGUGUGUUUUCUCUGGAUUACUACCACGUGCAGAUUCCCUUUGAGAUCACCCUCUGGAUCUUAUUGGCGUCCUUAGCUAAAAUUGGGUUCCAUCUGUAUCAUAAACUCGCUACAAUUGUGCCAGAGAGCUGCCUGCUGAUUAUCAUUGGGUUGUUACUUGGAGGAAUCAUCUUUGGAGCUAAAGAGAGAUCUCCUCCUGUUAUGAGCACAGAUGUAUUUUUCUUGUACUUACUGCCACCCAUAGUGCUUGAUGCUGGUUACUUUAUGCCCAGCAGGCCUUUCUUUGAUAAUAUCGGAACUAUCUUGUGGUAUGCAGUGGUCGGAACCCUCUGGAAUAUAAUUGGUAUUGCUGUGUCGUUAUAUGGAAUUUGCCAGGUGCAGGCUUUUAAUUUGAGUGACAUCACCCUCUUCCAGACCCUGUUGUUUGGAAGCCUGAUCUCUGCUGUAGACCCUGUUGCAGUUCUAGCCGUCUUUGAAGAAAUCCACGUAAAUGAACAACUUCAUAUAUUGGUGUUCGGAGAGUCGUUGCUGAAUGAUGCUGUCACUGUGGCUCUGUACCACAUAUUCAAGUCUUUCUGCCAGAUGCGUGAUAUUCUAACAGUUGAUAUCUUUGCUGGAAUUGCCCAGUUUUUCGUGGUGGGCAUUGGUGGCAUAAUAGUUGGGAUUAUUUAUGGAUUUGUUGCAGCUUUCACCACCCGCUUUACUCAGAAUGUUCGUAUAAUCGAGCCAUUGUUUGUCUUCCUGUACAGUUACCUCUGCUACCUGACAGCAGAAAUGUUCCGAUUGUCUGGAAUCAUGGCAUUGAUAGCCUGCUCAAUGAGCAUGAAGUACUAUGUGGAAGAAAAUAUUUCGAUGAAAUCUAGCACCACGAUCAAGUAUUUCAUGAAGAUGUGGAGUAGUGUCAGUGAAACUCUUAUAUUCAUCUUCCUUGGUGUAUCAACAAUUACAAAUACCCACGAAUGGAAUUGGGCAUUUGUUUGCUUCACUCUAUUGUUCUGUUUGAUUUGGCGAGCACUAGGUGUUAUUGUGCUAACGCAGAUCAUUAACAGAUUUCGGAAAUUGAUUAUCACCCGCAAGGAUCAAUUUAUCAUUGCCUAUGGAGGGCUGCGUGGGGCAAUAUGCUUCUCGCUUGUGUUCCUGCUUCCUUCUCAUAUCUUUCCUCGAAAGCAUUUGUUCAUCACAUCAACCAUUGUGGUCAUAUUCUUCACCGUGUUUAUUCAGGGAAUGACUAUUCGCCCAUUGGUUAAUUUUCUGGAUGUCAAAAAGACAAAUAAAAAACAGCCAACUGUCAGUGAAGAGAUUCACAUUCGGUUUUUUGACCAUCUGUUGGCUGGGGUUGAGGAUAUCUGUGGACAGUGGAGCCACUACUACUGGAGAGACAAGGCCAAGAAAUUCAAUCGUAACUAUUUGUCAAAGCUUUUGAUCAGAGAUAAAGGGCCAACGUCUGGUAUUGUUGCUCUUUAUAAGAAGCUGGAAUUGAAACAGGCGAUUGAAUUGGCUGAAUCUGGACAACUCAGUAAAGUGUCAUCAUCUGCUUCCCUGCUAAAUAAGAAACCACAAAAAGUAAACAAUGUCACCCCUGAUGAGCUGAAGAAAAUCAAAGAUAUCUUGGCUAAAAAUUUAUAUCAGAUAAGACAGAGGACACCAUCAUACAACAGGCACAGUCUGCCAAGAGACACCAAUGAGAAUCAGGUUAAAGAAAUCCUAAUACGACGACACGGGAGUCUACGGGAAAGUAUGCGGAAAACAACAAGAGCCAAACAGUCGGGUGCUGUAAAGAAUAGUCCAUUUUCACAGCCUCAAAAUGCCAGGACUACUACUCGGCCCAGAAAAAGAAACGUUGCUUUCACAGUGGGAGAAGACAGCAAUUUAGAAACUGAUUCCUUGCAGUUGGAUAACCUUUCGCAAUCCAAAUUGAGACCAUCACCUCGUCAUCAAGAGGCAUGUAGAAUGGAGUGGAAGAAUGAAGUCCACAGGGAGAAUGAUAGAAGUCAAAAGCCUAAUUCUUUUGGUUAUGAUGAUGGCGGAGUAGGCAGCGGAAAUGAUAGUAGAAGAAGACCUGCACUCAAGCCAAGGACAACAUCUGAUAAUCUGGACCUUCCUUAUAAUGAACACAGAAGAAGUAGGCAAAGAUUUGUGGAAUUUUCACCAGAUAACUGGAGAGCUGAAAGUACAUGUGAGGAAGACACUGAAGUUAAUGAUCCUUUGAUAAGAAAACCAAAGUGAUUUCACAGAAAGGUGACAUAUGUACAUCCUGUUCACCCAGACCUCCAGAAAUCAAAUCAGUUAUUUGCAUUAAGUAAUUUAACAUUAAUUAAAAGAAAUUCAUGGAGUCUUUCAGAAUUAAGUGGCCAUGGACGUUUGCUCCUAAAUUAAUCCAAAUUACUUUUUUUUAUUUUGUCAAGACCGCCUCAGUCUUUGUGUACUUGUUGACACUACUAAUUAUUCAAAUAGCGUAGGAUGCUUUGCAAGCACCAAUAAAAAUGUGGUCUGGGCAUGUCUUCACCCAUUUGGUGAGUUUUACUUUGUCGAACUGGUCCUUGUUAAUGAUUUUAAUUUUCAAAUGAAAUGUUGCUUUUUCACAAAUAAAGAAAUAAAGAUUUGAAUUUA